Molecule: messenger RNA, 1418 nt
Organism: Helianthus annuus (common sunflower)
Lineage: Eukaryota; Viridiplantae; Streptophyta; Magnoliopsida; Asterales; Asteraceae
Product: equilibrative nucleotide transporter 8
Exons: 2
Coding region: 71-1300 (409 amino acids)
Biological process (GO): nucleoside transmembrane transport
Cellular component (GO): plasma membrane
Molecular function (GO): nucleoside transmembrane transporter activity
Source: RefSeq, a predicted model, not a curated record
UACACAACUUUAACACCCCCUUCAAAGUAUAAACAAGUAGCUCUCCGGAGCAAUCAUCUCCGGCAACCUAAUGGAAAACCAGCCUACCAGAGACGAUCAAACUGACCCAAAAGAUCCCUAUCACAUCACAUACAUGAUCCACUUUCUUCUCGGAGCAGGUUAUCUUGUCCCAUGGAACUCCUUCAUCACCGCCGUCGACUACUUUCAAGAUCUUUAUCCAGAUAAACACGUCAGCAAGGUGUUUUCAGUUGCAUACAUGGUGGCAGCCAUGACUGUUCUAAUUAUUCUAACAUGUUGGUCUAGCUCUGGCUCUGGGGUGGUGAAGUUGCCGGGGGUUAAAGUGAGGAUGAACUUGGGGUAUGGUUUGUUUGUUUUGGCUCUAAUGGUGGCACCGGUGACUGACUGGAUUGCUCAUCGGAAUGCCCAUCGGAAUGAGGUUAAAAGAGGCUCGAAUAUGGCUUUCGUGGUUUUGGUUUCAAUGGUGGUGUUAACUGGUUUUGCUGAAGGGUUAACUGGUGGAAGCUUGGUUGGUGCCACCGGAAAACUGCCCGGACGGUAUAUGCAAGCGGUUGUUGCAGGCAAUGCUUCUGCCGGGGUUUUAGUAUGCAUGUUAAGGAUCAUAACCAAAGCAUCACUUCCACACUCAAGAAAAGGCCUUAGAACAAGCACACACAUUUAUUUCUUCACCAGCACACUCAUCGAACUCCUUUGCAUCCUUUUCUGCAACCUAAUACACAAACUACCAACCAUUCGACAUUACAAGACCAAAGCCGAGCUCAAUAACCCACCCGAAACCAUCUCCAAACCACUAAAAACACUUGACAUCUUAAAAAAACUCCGGUGGCUAGCUAUGUCCAUGGUCACAAUCUACAUCGUUACGCUAUCAAUAUUCCCUGGCUACUUGAGUGAGAAUGUCAAAUCGGUUUACUUUGGUGAUUGGUAUCCAGUGUUCUUGAUAACAACUUUCAAUGUUGGUGACUUUUCGGGCAAGUGUUUGACUGCAAUCUAUGUGAUUAAGAGAAGCAAAUGGGUGGUAUGGGCAUGUAUCACAAGGGUAUUGUUCUAUCCACUUUUUAUGGGUUGUGUUUUUGGGCCCAAAUGGUUCAGACAUGAGGCUCCAGUGGCACUUUUGACGUUGUUGUUGGGGGUUAGCAACGGGUAUUUGACUAGUGUGCUUAUGAUUGUGGCUCCUAAAUCUGUUCCUGUUGAGGAUUCGAACAUUGCGGGAAUUGUGAUGAGUUUGUUUUUGGCAAUUGGGUUAGUGGUUGGUUCGGGUUUAGGUUGGUUGUGGAACAUUUGAACAUAGAAACCCGGCCCGUUAUACUUUAAGCAAAUAAUUUUGGGUUACUUGAAAUUGAUUUAGUCCUAGAACCUUAGGGUAUACCCCAAACAAGUAAUAGUGUUGAUUGGUGUUUUAA